UAACGGAUCCAAAGUUUAUUUUUUACAACAAAGCGAAAGUUUCUGCAACUCGAGCAUCGUUUCAGGAAUUGCGUCCAGAGCGGAUCAGACGCAGCGGAUCGGACGGCUACACGCGCGAGAUCGAACGGCUGUUCAGCCGGUAGAUGCGUAGCAGUCCCUAAAAAAAGUUAAAAACGACGUGUCCGGAAUUAAAACAGCUGGAUUAACGAAUGAGCCACCGGAGUUCGAUCCCAGUUCGAAUUCAGCCGGCGACAGUUCCAAUCCGAGCUCGACAAGAAUUAGGAGCUCUCCCCUGGAUAAAUGGGCGGCGCCGGUGGGAAGAGCAGCUCCAGUUCGAUCCAUUCGCCCACCUCCCCGAUCCCCAGAUCCAGACCUAGACACGGCAUCCAUGGCGGCGAAGGUGCUCCAGCUCCGCAGCGCCGACGGCAAGGUGCUCGUCGCUCCGGCGUGGGACUAUCGCCCUCGCGUCGCCCAAGCCGUCCCGCUGGAGGUGCGGGUGCCCUCGCGCGCCCUCGAGAGGGUGCUCCAGUACUGGACCAAGCACAGCCUGGCAAAGGCCACCGGUGAGUCCCGGGAGUCCCUCGCCCGCUGGGACGCCGACUUCCAGCGCCAUCUCGAGGAAGACGGCCUCACCAAGGAGGCCGCCGCAGCCGCCCAAGAACUCCGCCGCCACGGCGUCCACCACGGAGGGCGUCCCCGUCGCCACGCCGCCACGGCCCCAUCUGCUGUCGCUGCUCCUGCCUCCGGCGCCACCCGUGCUGAUCCCGUCCGCGCCUGGUGCCAGCUUCUUCAGCACCUCAGGGGUGUCAACCCCGGAGAACCCAGCCCUGUGCCGGCGAUGUCCGGCGCAUUGGAUGCCUCUGAUAUCGCCGCCGCCGCGCGCCCUGGGCCUGCCAGUGCCACCACCUUGCCUGCCAGUGCUGGUGCUGACCCCGUGGAUGUCCGGUGCGCCAUACAUGCCCGCGCAACUGCCUCUCGUGCCCGAGAACGCCAGAUUGCUCAAGACGAGGAGUCCACUUGCCACCACCGCAAGCGCCCGGCUUCCAAGGCCUGCUCUUCGAUGCCUGCCAAUGCCAAUGCUGCUGCACCCGGUGUGAAGAAGGUCUCUCGUCCCGUCGCUUCCAAGGCUUGCUCCUUCCUCGGCUCUACACCACUGCCUGCCCAUGCCACUGCUCUGAAGAAGAUGACGACUCCAGCAGCUUCAACUCUGCGCGCAAGAAGGGGGAUGGGGGAGCUCAGCUGCAAGAUUCCCAAGCAAAGCGGUGUCACUGCUGCAGCACCAAGGAGGCAACCAAUCCCUUGCUUGAGUCCAGUGGUAUUGCGCCUUCGCUAGUCUUCUUUUAGCUUCCUUAACCAUGCAUGCAUUAGUUUCAUUUAAUCUUUGUUUCUCUAGGUUCUGCACUUGCUUACCAAGAUUCCUAGUGUUCUUUCAAUCCCUCUCAGUCAUUUGUAAUUUUACAGUGUCAACAGAGUCUCCAUCUAGCUAGGCAGCAAAAACCAUGUUAAGAUGUGUACGGCACAGUUACACUACAUCCACACCUGGUCCUAAGUGAAGGGUUUAAGUAAAUAAAGGGCAUUUUCAAUAAACUAAAGUAAAGCAGAUGAGCCAAAAAUGGAAACUCAUGUACUGCAAUUCUGGCACGAGACAUAAAACGCACUCGCUGCAAAAUGCAAAACGCCCGUUUGCUACCCGGCUUGUAGCAGGAAAAAGGAGUAGAAUUGAACUUGCCGGUACACACACACACACACGUAAUCUUGUGAGCUGCCUAGUGUCUGGAGACUGUGCUGGCUGUCCUGUAAAAUUAAUCUUGGCUGAGUUGGAUUCUUAGGCAUCGGCGUCUUGGUGAGUUAAAGUUGUAGUUUCCGACGAGUAACAUUGGUUAGUGAACUCUUGUGUGUAUGUGUGGGUGAAGCUUUGAGCUAAGCAAGUCCUCACUGUAUGGACUAUCAAGUCGUUUUGUAAUCGAUUUCAGAUAUGAAUGAAAAAUUGUUGGCCUGAA
Molecule: messenger RNA, 2000 nt
Organism: Hordeum vulgare subsp. vulgare (domesticated barley)
Lineage: Eukaryota; Viridiplantae; Streptophyta; Magnoliopsida; Poales; Poaceae
Product: transcriptional regulatory protein AlgP-like
Exons: 1
Coding region: 389-1333 (314 amino acids)
Source: RefSeq, a predicted model, not a curated record